AUGGUGCCGGCCAACAGGGAGGCAGCAGCAGACACCGCCACCAACAAGGACGUCUGGACUCCCCCCACUGAGGUGCGGGGAGACAUAGCACGUGCGCUGCUCUACAUGGCUGUGAGAUAUGAUGGCUCUGUGCCAGGCGAGCUGGACCUCGAGCUCUCAGACAACCCCAAAAUCGCCGAGGGUCAGAUGGGGCUACUCUCACCUCUGCUCAAGUGGCAUGCCAUCGAUCCACCUUCAUCCCUUGAGACCACGCGCAAUGCCCGCGUGUGCUCCCUCUACCAGCACAAUCGCAACCCCUUCGUUGACCACCCCGAGUUCGUCUCCCUUAUCUGGACCGCCGGGCCAGCCUCGGCACCGGCUGUAGGCUCGGGGGCAGACCUGGGCGUAGGCUCGGGAAGCGGAUUCAGCUUGCCCGGAGCAGCACCGCCAGUGGGGGGAGGCUUGGGAGCAGCAGCAGGAGGGGCUAGCGGGGUGGCUGCUCCACGCGUGCCUGGUUUGCAGGCAAAGGCUUGGUUUAAUGAGAUUCACUACAGCAAUGAAGGGCCGGAUAAGAACGAGGUGGGUGGUGGAGUCAAGAUGGAGGAAUAUGGUUGGGAAUUGUGCGGGGGACAGAGGGAAAGCCCCCCUCUCUCCUCAUCACCCUGCUCUCUCCCUUCAACCCAACCUGCCUCUGACCCCACAUCCCCGCCUAAUCCGUUCAUUGAGGUGGUAGUAAGUCCAGGCGUGGACCCCUCCACCCUCACCAUCUACCUCUACAACGGAGCCAAUGGCAAAAGCUACGGGAAGCUUCCUCUCUCCAAGUUCAACCUUCCUCCCACCAACGUUAACGGCUUCGUGGUGUAUGGCAACACGUACGCUCAAGGGGGGCUGCAGAACGGCCCGUCAGAUGGCAUGGCACUUGUUUCCCAGCCGGCAAACGGCGAUGCCACAGUGAUUCAAUUCUUGUCGUAUGAUGGCGAGUUGGUUGCUGUGGAUGGGCCAGCCAAGGGGUUUAAGUCGACGGAUAUUGGAGUGAAGGAGACGGAUAACUCGCCGGCUGAGAGCGCUCUUGGGCUGAUUGGGGUGGGGAAGAAGUACGAGGACUUCAAGUGGUCCAAGUUCAACAAGAAUGCGUCACCUGGCCGUGUCAAUGUCAGCCAGACAUUGGCCAGCUACUGA
Molecule: messenger RNA, 1158 nt
Organism: Closterium sp. NIES-65
Lineage: Eukaryota; Viridiplantae; Streptophyta; Zygnematophyceae; Desmidiales; Closteriaceae
Source: the annotation of a GenBank genome assembly